AUAAUUGUACACCACAACAUUGUUGGAAUAUGAAAAUAAUAUUCUCUUUCUCUCUGGUGAACACACUGGCCACAAACCGUGCUUUUAUCACAUGUGAAGAUAAGAAAUAUGAAAAUUAAGAAGCAGCAUCAAAUAUUCAUAUGAUAUAAUAAGGGAUAAGAGGGAGUGUCAAAAGACUUGAAACUUAAUUCCAACAACCAAGCUUUUCAUUUUCUUGCUGACUCUCAAUAUGUCAUUUUCCGAUUUGGUGGAUGAUAUCAAUGCCAUGCUUGAAGGAGCAGAGCCACCUUCAACCGGUGACUGUUGCAUCUACAAGGUCCCCUCUAAAAUUCGCAAACUCAACGCAGACGCAUACACCCCCACUGUCGUUUCCAUUGGCCCCUUUCACCAUGGUCAUCCACAGCUCCAAAACAUGGAACCUCAGAAACUCAUUCACUUCAAAGCUUUUCUCCAACGAACUGAGGCAUGUUUAAAUGACUUAGUAUGCUACGUAGAUUCUAUCUUAUCUAAUUUCAAACGUUGUUAUUCCGAAACCCUACCAUUUUCUCAUGAUGAACUUGUUAAGUUAAUCUUAAUCGAUUCCGGUUUUAUAAUUGAACUUUUCUUGAGAUACCACUAUGGUGGGUUUGUCUUUGAACUUUGGUUCGAUGAUGGUAUAACAACAAAUUUAAUGUUACUUGAAAAUCAACUUCCCUUUUUCGUUAUUGAAAAAAUUUACAGUCUUUCAUUCAGUUCUACAAAUGCUAGUAAUCCUAACACUAUGAUCCCUUGUUUUCUUGAACUCACUAUUAAUUUUUUCUUUUCUUUCAAUAAAUCAAACUUGUUUUUUGAUGAUGGUGAUAUUAGUAUAAGGCACUUCACUGAUCUGAUUAGGAUAUUUCAUUUGCAACAUCCCUUUGAAAAUCGGCCGGGUAGAAUUGAUAUCAAGGAUAUCAACAUCGGUGAAUGGAUGUUACAUCUACCAAGUGCAACUGAGUUGUUAGAAGCUGGAGUUAAGUUUAAAGUGAACACUAAAAGCAAGUGUUUACUUGACUUGAGGUUUUCGGGAGAAGUUCUUGAAAUUCCUUCGUUAAUUGUUGAGGAUCGGACCGAAGCUUUAUUUCGGAAUAUGGUUGCUUUGGAGCAGUUUCAUUACACUAACAAGUUAUAUAUUACUGAUUAUGUUUCUGUUUUGGAUUACCUUAUAAACACUGGUAAGGAUGUUGAUAUACUUGUUCACAAAGAAAUACUGGAAAAUUGGCUUGGAGACAGUGAUUCUGUGGCUAACUUGUUUAAUGGUCUUUGCAUAAAUGUUGUACAUACCAAUAUCAGUUCUCAAUUCUCUAUUCUUUGCAAGGACUUAAAUGCUUUUUGUAGGAAUCCUUGGCAUAAGUUGAAGGCUACUCUCAGGCGUGAUUAUGGCAAGACUCCUUGGCAAGCUGCUGCUUCCUUUGCUGGAAUUGUACUACUUGUUCUCACUUUUAUUCAAUCAGUUUGUUCUGUCUUGCAAGUUGUACAAGCCUCCUAGUGAUUUCUUUCAUUGUUGAGUUCAUAAUUAUUGCUAUUAGUAUUAUCACCAAUGUAAGUUGUUUGUUUCAAUGGUUUCAUUAUUUUGGGUGUCGUGUAUUAAGUUAUUGAUAUUAUGAAACCUUAACCUU
Molecule: messenger RNA, 1637 nt
Organism: Medicago truncatula (barrel medic)
Lineage: Eukaryota; Viridiplantae; Streptophyta; Magnoliopsida; Fabales; Fabaceae
Product: UPF0481 protein At3g47200
Exons: 1
Coding region: 230-1507 (425 amino acids)
Source: RefSeq, a predicted model, not a curated record